Molecule: messenger RNA, 3521 nt
Organism: Boleophthalmus pectinirostris (great blue-spotted mudskipper)
Lineage: Eukaryota; Metazoa; Chordata; Actinopteri; Gobiiformes; Gobiidae
Gene: eya1
Product: EYA transcriptional coactivator and phosphatase 1
Exons: 17
Coding region: 207-1970 (587 amino acids)
Biological process (GO): negative regulation of extrinsic apoptotic signaling pathway in absence of ligand; cell differentiation; positive regulation of DNA repair
Cellular component (GO): nucleus
Molecular function (GO): protein tyrosine phosphatase activity
Source: RefSeq, a predicted model, not a curated record
CAAGCGGGCUCCAUGGCUUCCCUGCUCCUAAAAUGAAAAAGAAGAAAGUUGAAAGAAAGUUUGCCGUGCUGUAGACCAGACCUGCGGCAGGAAAAGGCUUGCUUAGUGUUCACUGUGCUCCUGGCCUGAAUGGCACAUACGAAGAUUUUGUUUUAAAAGAGGAAAGCGGGGAUAUAUACAAACGGAUUCGGCCAGAAGUGUAGUCUAUGGAAAUGCAGGAUCUAGCCAGUCCUCACAGCCGAGUCAGUGGAAGCAGUGAAUCUCCCAACGGUCCCAGCCUCGACAACUCACACAUUAACAACAAUUCCAUGACACCCAAUGGCACUGAAGUUAAAACCGAGCCAAUGAGCAGCAGUGACAUUGCCUCCUCAGUAGCAGACACGUCUCUGGACAGCUUCUCAGGAUCAGCUAUUGGAACCAGUGGCUUCAGCCCAAGACAAACUCACCAGUUCUCUCCGCAGAUUUACCCUUCCAACAGAACAUAUCCGCAUAUUCUUCCUACCCCCUCAUCCCAAAACAUGGCGGCGUAUGGGCAGACGCAGUACACCACAGGAAUGCAGCAGGCCGCAGCUUAUGCUAGCUAUCCUCAACCAGGCCAACCGUAUGGCAUCCCAGCUUAUGGCAUAAAGACUGAGGGGGGUCUGAGCCAGUCCCAAUCGCCGGGACAGACCGGAUUCCUCAGCUACAGCUCCGGCUUCACCACUCCUCAGACCGGACAGGCCCCCUACAGCUACCAGAUGCAGGGUGGUAGUUUUACAACAACUUCAGGACUCUAUGCUGGAAACAACUCCUUGACGAACUCCACUGGUUUCAAUAGUACGCAACAGGACUACCCUGGUUACCCCGCCUUCGGUCAGGGCCAGUAUGCACAGUAUUACAACAGCUCGCCGUACACCUCGCCGUACAUGGCCAGUAAUAACACGAGUCCCAGCACGCCCUCCACGACCACAACAUACACCCUCCAGGAGCCCCCCAGCGCCAUCACCAGCCAGGCACUCACAGAGAACCCUGCAGCAGAGUACAGUACCAUCCACAGUCCAUCAACCCCCAUUAAAGAUUCAGAUUCGGAUCGAUUGCGCCGGGCCUCGGAUGGAAAGUCACGUGGCCGGGGGAGGAGGAACAACAACCCAUCACCGCCGCCCGACUCCGACCUUGAGAGGGUUUUCAUCUGGGACCUGGAUGAGACGAUCAUCGUUUUCCAUUCCUUGCUCACAGGUUCCUAUGCCAACCGAUUUGGGCGGGAUCCCCCAACAUCAGUGUCACUCGGAUUGAGAAUGGAGGAGAUGAUUUUUAACUUGGCUGACACACACUUAUUUUUCAACGAUUUAGAGGAAUGUGACCAGGUUCAUAUCGACGACGUAUCUUCAGACGACAAUGGACAAGAUCUGAGUACGUACAACUUUAGCGCUGAUGGCUUCCAAGCAGCCGCUACCAGUGCCAACUUGUGUCUGGCCACAGGGGUCCGAGGAGGAGUAGACUGGAUGAGAAAACUUGCCUUUCGCUACAGACGAGUAAAAGAAAUCUACACCACCUACAAAAAUAACGUUGGAGGUCUGCUGGGCCCGGCCAAGAGGGAAGCCUGGUUGCAAUUGCGAGCAGAAAUUGAAGCCUUGACGGACUCCUGGUUAACACUGGCACUGAAAGCACUAACAUUAAUCCACUCAAGGUCGAACUGUGUCAACAUCUUAGUGACCACCACACAACUCAUCCCUGCUCUGGCCAAGGUCCUGCUCUACGGCCUGGGCAUAGUGUUUCCUAUCGAGAAUAUUUAUAGCGCAACCAAAAUAGGGAAGGAGAGCUGUUUUGAGAGAGUCAUCCAGCGGUUUGGGAGGAAAGUUGUUUACAUUGUUGUCGGGGACGGUGUGGAAGAGGAGCAAGGCUCAAAAAAGCACAACAUGCCGUUCUGGAGGAUCUCCAGUCAUUCAGACCUCAUGGCUCUGCACCACGCGUUGGACCUGGAGUAUUUGUAGCAGUGCACCAGGCUGCCUCGGGCCGGCUUCCCUGCACCCGCCACUUGUGCCCGGUGCUGGUAGCGUCUCAGUGAGGAGAGGAGGAACAGAGGCUAAUGUGCUGACACUGUCACACUCGGUCUUAACUCCGAACGUUGAGUUUUUGAAGAGAGAGGUGAAUUUACGGCAGUGCAGCUGCUUGCCCUGGUUACUGUGAACGGGCCGCUCUCUGAAGCUGUCACGGUGUUUUACGGCGUGCUCUGGUGCCGGGACACAGUCAGAGUUCACACCUGUGAGGAGCUACUGACUCGCCUCGGCUAACCUCGGCACAGCACUCACUAAAGCACGCCACAACUACUGGCGGUGACGCCGUCUCCACGAAGCCCCAGCCCCUCCAGUCUGCUUCCUUUUUGGCCACCUGUCCCCUGUGUCGCCGAACAGACUCUGACGCUCCUCUUUUGCCCGGGACGUCCUGUAAAUCUUAUUUAUGAACUGAAACUUAGAGUGGCUCUGAACCACUGAGAAGGUACCUCCAUGACUGAAAGACUUGUGCCUUUUUCAAAAUGAUUUCCACCACAGAGGACAUUUAUGAAAAAAACUAAAGGGUUUUCUAAUAAUUUAAGAAAAUGACUUUAUUUACAUUGCUGAGACAAUCGUGUACAGAGGAAAUCUUUUGUGUGAGUAAGUUUGUAAUCACUGGACUAUUCCUUCCUAUAUUCAUUUAGGUAUGUGCUCUUGAAGGUGACGAUGCUUUUUCAUGGGGGUUAAAACAGGCCACUGUGAAGCCUGGAAGGUUUUUGUUUAUUAAAUGUAGAUACAACUUUUUGUGAUAAAGCAUUUUGUCAAGACCAAAAGCAUGGAUGUCAAGUGUCAAUUGCCUUUUUUAAUUUCUGCAAUAUUUCUGCUUUAUUUAUAGACUGUAGCACCACCACUAUUUUUGGGUUCACAUUUCUAUGGGUUUUGUUAUCGUCCUCUUCAUAGCAUCUCACCACUCACCAGCUUGCAGCCCUGGUCCCAUAUACUUCAAAUGAAUAUCACAUAGAAACAUUUCCCUUUUAACAGCACAUUAAAAACAUAAAGCAGGCUUGAAUAGGUUUUAUUAUCUUUUAUACAAGCACUAUACCAACACUUGUACAGCGAGUAGUCCUUUUGUAUAAUGUAGUGUAGUAUUUCUAUGUUGAAGAUACAUUCUGUGUCCCAUUUUAAAUAGCGCUUUUACAUCUGUGGAUGGGGACAAACAUAAUGGACAAUGACAGAAAAGCCACUUCGUUUUGAGAGGUUUGUGAACAUACGGUACAUGUGCUAGCAACUGUGAAUUUUCUUAAACAGAAACUUUCAAAUCUUCCCUCCUUUUGCACAUGAUUACUGUUGGCCUUUCCCAAUUGGCUCCCAUCUCCAAAACUCCUCAGACAACUUGGGGGUACCUACGUAUUGCUGCUAGAUCAAGGUCAUGCUAGACGUUUUAUAGAUUCAUACAGCACAUUUUUAUGUUGCAAUCUUAAGUGCAAACUGGAAAUACUUUACAUGGGCCUCAUUGUGAAAUGCAAGAUUGUCGUGUCUGCAAAAAUAUGU